Messenger RNA from Orussus abietinus, 1258 nucleotides. RefSeq names its product protein CREG1 (gene CREG). NCBI's taxonomy places the organism in Eukaryota, Metazoa, Arthropoda, Insecta, Hymenoptera, Orussidae. The transcript is spliced from 5 exons. Bases 99 to 995 code for a protein of 298 amino acids. The record is from RefSeq and is a predicted model, not a curated record.
AGAGGCGGGGAGACGGACAUUUCGCGGGCUCCGGCGCGUUGCCACGGACAAAGAAAACCUGCCGAGCUUAUACGCGCGAUUAUCGGCCGCAGUCGAGAAUGAGAUCGAAGGCGACCCUGUUGAUACUAGGGACGGCGUGCCUCCUGCUGAGCCCGACCUUGCUCGAGGCCAAGAAGCACGCCGAUUUCGACGAGUACCGAGAAUGGGAGAGCUUCAAGGAGUUUCAAAAAUGGAAGGCCAAGAUGGAACGCCGAGACGAGGCGGACUCCCUCGAGGUCCAGAAAAUUGCGGACGAUAGACGCGUCGGAGAGGCGAUGUCCGCCCUGAACGAACCACGCAAGAUCAAAGUCCAAGAUCGCCCCAACGGGGAUCCUCCACCUAUCGACGACGCGGCUCUCAUGGGACGGUAUAUCGUUAAUCAGGCUGACUGGACAUCGGUGGCAACGAUUAGCAGCAGCAAAGAUAUUAAGUCGUUCCCCUUUGUCAAUAUUAUUUCCUUCAGCGACGGUCCACUGGGUAAUGGUUCAGGAGUCCCGUACAUGUUUCUAACGCCCUUAGACUUUACGGGUAAAGAUCUUGCCGAAGAUCGGAGAGUCACCUUAAUGAUGACGCUGGCACAAGGACAAUACUGUAAGAAAAAGGACUGGGACCCGAUGGACCCACGAUGCGCCAGAAUAGUAUUGACUGGCAAAGCAAGAACGGUUAAGAACGACAGUGCCGAGAUAGAAACUGCAAAGGAAGCUGUUUUUGGCCGUCACCCAUGGCUAGCUCACAUGCCAAAGGAUCAUCACUUCUUUUUUGCUACCUUGAAGAUAUACAAGAUCGCCGUUCUGGACACUUUCGGUGGACCAAAAUAUGUGUCCGUCAAAGAUUAUUUCCAUCCCCAAAUUCCUGAUAAAACUGCUGAUUAUUAUCAGCGAUUCCCGAUCGAGCGAAGAGAGCAUGAGAAUGAAAACCUAGACAAUAAUCUUAGGCCACGAGUAUAUUUUGUAUAAAAUAGUAAAUAUUUUUAAUGCGUCAGGAUUAUGCCAAGGCCUUCGAACAAGAUGAAAAUUGUAAAACGAAAUAUUUUUGUACCUUAUACAUAGUGAUAUAUUCAUAAUGUUGAUAACUUAGGGAAUUGAUAUACUAGUUCUUAUUCUCCAUAGAUAUACAAGGAAUGAAAAUGCACUAGAAUGUCCUAGUCAAUAACCUAUACAAUUUAUACUUCGAUAACUGUUAUCAUUCUUUAUACAAGUAAAUCUAGAUAAUUCCACAA